This is a messenger RNA of Phoenix dactylifera (date palm), 1503 nucleotides long. Its product is annotated as fasciclin-like arabinogalactan protein 21. The record is from RefSeq and is a predicted model, not a curated record. NCBI's taxonomy places the organism in Eukaryota, Viridiplantae, Streptophyta, Magnoliopsida, Arecales, Arecaceae.
GUUUUUAGAUUAAUGCGAAUGAUAAAAAAGCGAAUAAAAGAAUAUGGAGUACAUGAAGCGGUACACAGCUACAGCUGUAAGUCUGAAUUGAAGGUUCUAUUCCCGAGUUCGCAAAAAUAGUUUAGCGAGAAAAUCUAAAAGACCAUAACACCGCCAUCAUCUCCUCCAAUUCUUCCGCGUCCAAGAAUUCCACCCAAGAAACGAAGGGCAAGAUAGUCUUUUCAACUCCUCGUCCCCACACCCCCCUCCCCUCCGGCGACUGUGAGCGAUGCCGAGCGACUCCAGCUCCUGCUCCCACUGGUGGCACGCCCCCGUCUACCUCGCCGCCACCGUGGCCCUCGUCGUCGCCGCCCUCUCUUCUUCCUCCUUUUCCUCGUCCGGCCAUCGGCCGCGGUCCGGCGAUGCGACUCCGAACGCCACCGCCGGGCCCCGACCGGCCGCCGACCUCUCGCCAGACGCUGCCCUCAUUCUCCAUCGUGCCGGCUUCCACCUCACGGCCGCGAUCCUCCAGAUCUCUCCCGGUUCCCUGCUUCCCCCCGCCCAGGCCGCUACCCUCUUCGCCAUCCCCGACGCCGCCGUCGCCGACCUCUCCUUCCCCGUCGCGGAGCACCUCUUCCGCUACCACACCGUACCGCUCCGCCUCUCCCUCUCCGACCUCCUCAAGAUGCCCCGUGGCAGCUGCCUCCCCACCCUCCACCGCUCCAAGAACCUCCUGAUCACCGCUUCCGACGGCCUCGAUCGCUCCAUCAGCAUCAACGGCGUCCCCAUCUCCCACCCCGACGCCUUCCUUCAUGGGCCCCAUGCGAUCCACGGCGCCAGCGGCGCGUUCCACCGAUUCGACGGCCAAGAACCCGUCCCCAACGCGAUCUGCGACGCAAAGACAGCCGUUGAUGCGCCGGUGGUGGUCCCGUGGGCCAGGGUGGUCCAGGCGCUGGGGGUGCGGGGAUACGUGUCCUUCUCCGUGGGCCUCAGCGCGGUCAUUGACGCGGUGACCCGCGAUUCGCUGGCGCUGGACCACGUUACGUUGUUCGCGCCGCAAGACAGCGGAUUCGAUCAAGUGGCGUCGCCCGCGCCGCUGCUGGAGAGCGCGGUGAAGCGCCACGUGGCCGUUGGGUGGUUCGCGUAUGGGGAGCUGGCGGCGAUGCCCGUGGGACAGGCAAUCCGGACGUUGGCCAAGGACGUGGAGCUUCGGAUCACCGCAGGUGGGAGCACCGGCGCGGUGGCAAUCAACGGCGUGGAGAUCACCGAACCAGAGGUGUACGCCACCGAAGGGGUGGUAGUACAUGGGAUCUCUAGGGCUUUCGAACCGAAGCCGCUCUCGACCUAGUUCAUCGAUGACCGUCUGAUCUUCUAUUUUAGUUUGUAGCAUAGACGGUCUAUUCAACGCCUUGUUGAAGCGAACACGGAUCACAUGGUUGUGAUGCUGUGAUCGGAUGUGUAUAUGACAUAGCGAAUGCAAUGUCACAAUGUAUGGUAUGGGCCCGGUUCAAAGAUGAACAGCCC